GCCGGAGUGUGAGCAUCAAGGACGUAUCCCCCACCAAUAAUUCAGCCACUACGAAUUUAAUAGUUCUUUACCCCACUGAAUACAUUUAAUGCAAGUGAAGCGGCUUUCUCACGCAAACAGUUGGUUCACGAUGGCGGUUCGAUUCUGCGAUGUUAUUUUAAUCGGCUUGGUUUUUGUAGCAUAUUCACCACAAACUGGAAAAACUAACGUUUCAGAGAUAGCGCUGAGCAGGCCUGACUUCAAAAUUCAAAACUUACACGUAGGCGAAUUUGGUUGCGAAUUAUGUUUGGGAUAUACUUUGCCAUCCUCUGGUGACUAUCUUCAUCCGAUCAGGGGAGAUGACUUCGAAAAGAUCAUCAAAUUUGCCCAAAUCGUGCCUAAAGUGAAAAUUUACUCCUGCGAGUGCUGCCCCGAGGGAAAGGCCAGAAUAAGGGAUUGCGGUCUUUGCGUGGAGCAAUAAAACUGCAUGGGUCUUAUUUAACAAGGUCGGAGAAAAUAUUUACAAAUGUUUUAAAAUACUUUUAUAAACGUUACCAAAACAUAUACAUCUAUAAAGUGUUUUCUUUUUUAAAGGAAUGCAGCAUUUAGUUGGAGGAAAUGAAAUAGUUAACACAGAUGAAAUUCAAAGUCAUAUUUAACUAAAUAUUUAACUAAAUCAUGUUCACAUGACAUUCGGCACUGGAUGUUACAGGAGAUCCGAAGACAUGUUUUCUGCAGGUGAAAGUUAGCAUAGACAUGGCUAUUAGCAAAAGAAAAAAACUAUAUAUGCUGUAACUCGAUUUAAAAUAGAUGUAACAAGCAUGAUUUUAAAAAAUCCCGUAUAUGAAUUAAUUAUUGUAAGAAUGCACAAUUUCAGAAGAGAAAAAUCAGGACAGUGCCUUAAAGUAGGCUUAUUACACAUCUGCGUGAUUAAGAAUUCUUGAUAUGAUCGACAAUCAAUUAUUGACUUCAGUUCACAAAAUGAAAGUAUUCUUUUGAGGUUACAUUGAGUCAGUGCCAUCUCUGGUAAAAAUAAACAAAGCCAUAAAUUGUGGCUACAUAAAGAAAGCAAA
Lingula anatina is the source of this 1052-nucleotide messenger RNA. RefSeq lists its product as uncharacterized. The record is from RefSeq and is a predicted model, not a curated record. NCBI's taxonomy places the organism in Eukaryota, Metazoa, Brachiopoda, Lingulata, Lingulida, Lingulidae.